This is a messenger RNA of Papilio xuthus (Asian swallowtail), 2618 nucleotides long. RefSeq names its product nose resistant to fluoxetine protein 6-like. The coding region runs from base 306 to 2255 and encodes 649 amino acids. The record is from RefSeq and is a predicted model, not a curated record. Gene Ontology annotation, molecular function: acyltransferase activity, transferring groups other than amino-acyl groups. NCBI's taxonomy places the organism in Eukaryota, Metazoa, Arthropoda, Insecta, Lepidoptera, Papilionidae. The transcript is spliced from 12 exons.
UAGCGAGAACUUAGGUUCUAGACCCGAAAAGCCCUAAGGUUUUUAGGGUCGCACCCCUGUAGAAACAUAAACCACGUAAGAUAUUUUUACACAAAAACAAAUCACGCCCGUAACCCACAGGGGUAGGCAGAGACCACGGACCUCCAUUUGGUGCAGUCCUGGUAGCGUCGAUUUUGUUUGAAAGUAAGUAGAAAAGUAUAAAAAAAAGAAAAGUUCAAGAUAUAAAGGGGCUGUAUUUUGGUUUGUCGCGUCAUAAGUUGAAUAGUCGUAGGUGUGCUUGUACGAAAGUAUCGUCGGUGGACAAAAUGUGGUUUAGCGCGUUCUUUUGUUUACUUUUGGUAUUAAACACAUGCAACGGAAUUAUUUAUCAUUUAAAUGAUUCAGAGCAUCAGCGUAUGCCGCGACUCUUCGACUUGGACCGUUACGAUUCCUGUCUGACGAGCGACCAUGGCUUGUAUUGUGUCUUAAGAGUUGACUUGUUUGCAGACGAAAGCAACCGACUUAUGAAUCAAAUUAAAGAGUACUCCGCAUAUGCAGCUAAACAUUAUAAUUACACGUACAUAGAUAGAGGCGUUUGUAUUACACAAACAUGUAAAGAAUUCAUUAAAGGGAGAGAUUUAGAAAAAUAUAUUGAAAGAAAUCAAGUAAUAGAGGAGUGUCUGAAUACAACUAUGUUUAAACAAUAUGGACUACAAGCUAAUGUUACAGAGAUAUACAAUUGUGAUAGACACGAUGACAAAGUACAAAUUGACGACACAGAUUGGAUAGUGGCUGGAGUGAUAGUAGCUUUAGUAUUUUUGGUCCUUCUAGGCACUUUAUACGAUGUGAUGCAUAAUAAAAUUAGUGUAUCCAAAAAUAAUAUGAAUAAUGAAGAAUAUUAUUUGUUGAUGAAUUUUUCAUUGCGCAAAAAUUGGAAUGAUUUGGUGAGUGAUGAAAGUACAGAUCCAAGACGUAAUAGACUGAAGGGGUUGCGAGGAGUCAGAUCGAUCACGAAUUGCCUCAUGAUACUGGCGCACGUAGCCUUCAUCAAUUCGGCGGGUUUCAUGGACUCUCCUCAUGCUGUUGAAAAGACAUACGAGUCGUUUCAGUAUCACUUGCUGUACAACGGCUUGCUGAUAGUGCAAGUAUUUUUCCUCAUGUCGGCCUUCCUGCAGUCCUACCUGAUGCAUUUACGCUCCGAGGUGGCGCCCUUCCAGUGGUCCGAGUUGCCGAUAAUAAUGUUUGCGAGAUGGUGGAGACUGAGUCCGACUUAUGCCGUAUUGUUGGCGUUCUCUGGGACGUGGCUGCGGCACUUAGGGGCGGGGCCACUGUGGAGGCUGUACGUGGGCGACUCCGUGGUGGCGCAGUGCCGCCGCUACUGGCCACAUCACUUGCUCUAUAUUAAUAACUAUGUCGCUGGUGAUACUGCUUGCCAACUGCAAACCUGGCACAUAGCCGUGGACAUGCAGUUGUUCGUGGUGACGAUGUUGGUGUAUAUGUGCACCAGAGGGCGCGGGCGCGGCUGGCACCUCGCGCUGGGCCUGCUGCUGUUGGUGGGGCUGCUGGGGCCGCCGCUGCACGUCUGGCUGCAGGACCUGCAGGCGCUGGCUAUGGUCACACCGGAAUUUUUCCGUCGCCUGGCGGUGACUCGUACGUUCCGCUUACUGCACAUCCUAUGCCACAACAACCUCACCUGCUACGUGGUCGGCCUGGCCACCGGUUCCCUCGUCUACCGUCUGCAGAAGGACAACGUGGAUUUGUCUAAAUAUAAGAGGUGGGGUAUGUUGAGCUGGUGCUUGGUGCCGGGAAUCGCGUGUCUGUUCCUGACGGGGCGUGUGUUCUAUGCGGAGGGGGCGGAGGUGUCUGGGGAUGUGUCCGGGAGCGUGGCGUGGCGCGCGCUGUACUCAGCAACGCACCGCCUCGCCAUGGCCGCGUUCGUCGCUAUGCUUGUUGUCACCCUCACUAUGAGACUCUGUGAUAGUUUUAGCAAGUUGUUCGAGUGGCGGGGCUGGCUGGUGCCGAGCCGGCUGGCGUACAGCGUGUACCUGCUGCACAUGAACCUGGUGCACAUGGCGAUCGGCCUGCGCACGCACCUCGCCACUGUCUCGCCAUUCUACAUGCUGGUGACAUACUUCGGCAUUGUGGUGAUGUCUGUGCUGAUUGCUCUGCCGUUCUACCUGGUGGUGGAGGCACCGCUGGCUGGACUGCUGCUAUCAUUGCUCGGCCACACUCAGAAGACGAACACGAAACAAAACAAGGAGAAGAAGAUCUCGUAAUGCUACAUGUCUUACUAAUUAGAGGCGUUGAGUAGUCUCCUUAAUAUGAUUUUCUCUUAGGGUUUCCCUUAGUAAAUGAUUAAAGACUCUCUAGUUUUAUUACAGAUAUGUUUAGAUGAUGUAUAAUUGUUUUUGAUAAACAAUAUGAAUGUUGUACACGUUAUAAAAAUAUGAAAUUGUUGAUAAAUAAAAUAAAUUAUACAAAUUACAAUAAAGAUUUUUUUUUACUUCUAAAUCUGGAACUGAAGGUGGCCAUAGGAAAUUCGCAAUGAAACGACACAAACUUAUUCAGUUUGGGCUCGUUUGAAUAUAAAUGACGAAUAGUUUGUGCUUUUUUAUUUUUAAUUAAUAGAAGCUGGCUUU